AUGGUGUCCUUCAUGGUAGUGGGCCAGAACCCAUUUUCCCCCAAUUUCUGUCAUGAUAUCAGAGCAAGUUAUCUUGGACUGUGUGAUGACGUACCCAUUGUUUAUCCCCCACGUACUCGUUUAUGGGAACCUGUUUGUAGUAGGGCUUGGGGCACCCAGCCCAGUUGGGUUUGGGCUUUCGAAAGACUCACAACCUCCUCCUGGCGGCCGCCGCCCGCCGCCCUUCUCACCUCCAAACUCCUCCGCGGCCGCCGCCUCAACCUCCCUCCCGACCCCACGCCUCUCCCGAUCUUCAGCAGCUGGCUCAAGAUCGGCAACAAACUCGACCACCUUACCCUGGCCCGACUCGCCAAGACCUACGGCGACCUCCUCCUCGUCCGCAUGGGCCAGCUCAACAUAGUGGCCGUCUCCUCCCGCCACCUCGCCGCCCGAGUCCUCCUGAGCCAGGGCUCCCAGUUGGGCUCCCCAUCGCGCAACAUCGUGUUUGAUGUAUUCACGGGCCGUGGGCAGGACAUGAUUUUCACGGAGUACGGGGACCAAUGGCGCCGGAUGCGGAGGAUCGUGGUCGUGUCCUUCUUCAUGGGAGAACCGCCGGAGGUGGGAGGAGGAGGCGGCGGCCGUGGUGGAGGACGUGAGGCAGGACCCGGCGGCCGCCGGAGAAGGGGUGGUGCUCAGGCGGCGGCUGCAGCUCAUGGUGUACAACAACAUCUACAAGAUGAUGUUCGGGAGGAGGAUGUGCCGGGAGGUGACGAGCCGGAGGUUGGGAUUGUACAAGGAGAGUUUUCUCGACCAAAGAAAGAAAGACGCAAAGACGCAAAGCUCGAUGGGUACGACAUCCCAGCUGGCAGCAGGGUACUGGUCAACGCCUGGAAGCUUGCCAAUGACCCGGAUCUCUGGAAUGGGCCUGACGAGUUCAGGCCCGAAAGGUUUCUGGAGGAGGAGUCCGGGGUAGAGGCCCAUGGGAAUGACUUGAAGUACAUCCCGUUUGGAGUGGGCUGGAGGAGCUGCCCGGGGAUCGUUAUAGCAAUGCCGGUGCUCGGGAUUACAUUGGGGCGGCUCGUGCAGAAUUUCGAGAUGUUUCCUCCACCGGGAGAGUCGAGGAUCGACACGGCUGAGAAUAACGGGAAGUUUGCUAUGCGUAUACUGAAACCGAGGGCUGUGUGAAUUUCGUAAUCAUGUGCUCUUUUGCUGAUAAUCGUGAGAGCUAAUUAUAUAUAUUAGAAUGAUCGGCGAGAGCUUGUUUUAUUUUCCAAAGAUACGCGAGUUUAAUUAAGGUAUUCUCGAUUUGAGAGUUUAUAUUAAUUUCC
Striga asiatica is the source of this 1307-nucleotide messenger RNA. The record is from the annotation of a GenBank genome assembly. NCBI's taxonomy places the organism in Eukaryota, Viridiplantae, Streptophyta, Magnoliopsida, Lamiales, Orobanchaceae.